Mytilinidion resinicola is the source of this 1272-nucleotide messenger RNA. RefSeq lists its product as uncharacterized. Gene Ontology annotation, biological process: ribosomal large subunit biogenesis; ribosomal small subunit biogenesis. Gene Ontology annotation, molecular function: DNA binding; RNA binding. The record is from RefSeq and is a predicted model, not a curated record. Gene Ontology annotation, cellular component: nucleolus. Lineage: Eukaryota; Fungi; Ascomycota; Dothideomycetes; Mytilinidiales; Mytilinidiaceae. Bases 158 to 1114 code for a protein of 318 amino acids. The transcript is spliced from 3 exons.
GCCCGCGGUCUCUCUUCCGCAGACAGAAAAAGUUCGCGGGCAUAGCUCUCACAUCCAACACGCGACAAUUACUACCAACGAUUGCUCGUGCAUUGUACAGCCAAGAAAUUGUAUUCUCAAGCUUGCAGAAGUCACCUGUACCUCAUCUACGCCCGAAAUGGCGGACGACUUAGAGGAACGUCUUAAAAGCCAUGCCCGAGCUUUCGAGGGCUUGAUGUCGCUGAUCCCAGCUAAGCACUACUACGGCGAAGAUACAAGCGAUCAAUGGCAACGGAAAAAGCAGACGAAAAAGCAGAAACGAGAGGCCAAACGUGCGAAGCUAGACCCAAGCUCCUACAAGAGCGCCAAAGAUGUCAUGGACGAGAACGAACGGAAGCGGAAGCGGGAGUUGGAAGCGGAGGAUGCUUCGGACAUCGGAGGAGAGGGGAAAGAGCGACCGCAGGAGGGCUUGAAAGCAAAGGGCAAAAAGGCGAAGAAGUUGAAGCUAAACGGCGCUAAAGCAGACAAAACCAAGACGCCGAAGGGAGAGCAAGAUGAUGCAGAGGGCGUCGUCGAGGAGAUAGUACCAAAGAAGUCGAAAGCAGAGAAGAGGAGGGAGAAGGAUCAGAGGAAAAAGGAGAAGCAAGCGAAGCUGAAGGAGAAAGUAGAGGCGAGGAAAGCACGGAAAGAUGAGGCUGCUACUGAGAAACCUGUCGACGCAGUGCAAGAAGAAGCGGCCAAUUCGGACGAGGACGCAGCCAAUGGCGAUGACAUUGAGCAAAUUGAUGUCAGCGGGUUAGUCGAGGACGAACAUACGGACUCCCAGGAAAGUGCGGCAUCCACGCCAGUACCAGGAGGGGAAGACGACAGGGAAGAUAAAGUGGAGGAUUCCACAGAAACACAGGCGCAACGGGAUGCCAUGAAGGCUAAACUCCAGGCUCAAAUCAAGGAGCUACGUGCCCAGCGGAAGGCAGACAGUACAGUAAGAAAGUCAGGGCAGAACAAGCAGAAGAUCAUUGAUGCCAGACGGCGAAAAGAAGAACUCAAAAAAGCGGCAAGAAAAGAACUGAGAAAGGAAGACAAGGUGGGUAAAAAAAAAGGCAAGGAAGGCAAAAGUAAGGCCAAGUCUGGGUGAUAGCAGAAAUGACUGGGCAGCAAAAGCAUGAUGCAUCAAACACAAUUAUUGAAUUGAGCGUGUUGGGCCCAAUUGCAUGAUACCAUAAUGAAAGCAUGAUUUUCACAUUAUCACUCAUGCAGACAUAUAAAACUGUUACAAAGGGAUGCUUUCUAGGG